Molecule: messenger RNA, 636 nt
Organism: Fraxinus pennsylvanica
Lineage: Eukaryota; Viridiplantae; Streptophyta; Magnoliopsida; Lamiales; Oleaceae
Source: the annotation of a GenBank genome assembly
AUGGAAUCUGACCCGCAACUCCCCAACGGCAACUCCACCGCUGGUGUCGCUGCUCCUGCCGCAGGAUUCGGAGCUGCCACCACCACAAUUCCAUCGUCAAAGAUUUGCCAACUGGCAGAGUCCUUGAAAUUGGAACAUCAGUUCCUCCGAGUUCACUUCGAGCACUACAAGAAGAUGAUCCGCGCCAACCAUCUUGUCGUCGAGAAAGAGGUAUCAGCCAUCAUCUCCGGUGUAUCUGAGGCUGCGGAUUCCGAUCUCUCCCGGGACGACGCUGUUCUCCAACUCAAUUCUCUUGUAUCCAGAUUACAGGGCCUUAAAAGGAAGUAUCCAGACAAGCCAACUAGACAGCAAAAAAAGGAUGUAAAAGAGCUGAUGGCAAUAUUAUCUCGAAUGUACCCUUGUAAGGAAUGUGCAGAUCACUUCAAAGAAGUUCUCAGAGCCAAUCCCGUACAGGCUGGAUCUCAUGAAGAAUUUUCACAGUGGUUAUGUCACGCGCACAAUGUAGUUAACAGAAGCUUGGGAAAGCUAGUAUUUCCAUGUGAACGGGUUGAUGCUCGGUGGGGCAAGCUAGAGUGUGAGCAGCGUGAAUGUGAUCUACUAGGGACUUCGACCAAUUUUGGGAAGGGAACAGGAUGA